CAUCACUUACAAUUCUCUUCUCGUUUUCAUCAACCUACACAACUUCCUUCUCUUCUAUUCUCUCUAAUUUUAGAUAUUUUUCUUCUCAUAAUAUUAAUAAUUUUUCUCUGUUUUCUUUUCUUUUCUUUUCAGUUUUCGUGUCCACUUUCUCAGGAAAAAAGCCAUUCUUCUUUUCCGUUAAACACCUUCCACUUUUAACGCUUCUUUUCUUCUCUUCCUUCAGUUUUAAACGUGAAUAUCUAUCUGUCUUCCUUUCAUUUCUGUUUCAUUUAUUUCACCUCAAGUUUUUAUUCACCUUCAACGCGUUUCUUAAACAUUAAACAAUCCCAAUUUUUCCUUGAGUUUUCUUCAAGACUUAGUUUAAUUCCAAAAAUUAAAAAAUUGGAUUGUUUGCAUAAGAUUAGAACCUCUCUUACCUGAAGACAUAGCGUUGAAUUCACAACAUUGCCGGCGAAGACUGAGAAAACAUAGAGAAAAUUAAAAUUAAAAAGAAAAAUAUAUAUUAAUAGAGAGAAUGACACUAAGAUUUUGCGGUAAAUUCGGUGUAUAAACGUCAAAAAAUAGAAAGUGUUUUUUACUUUUACAUAUCAAUUCUCUUUCUUUCAAACACAAAAUUGCAAUCCCAAAUUAGUCUCUCUCUCUCUUUCUCUCUCUCUGUUUUCUCUCUGUUUUUGUCCAUCUGGGUUACCUUUGUUUUCAGGGUUGGGAGAGAAGCUGAAAAAAACCCUCUUCCCUCCCUUUCUCUCUCUCUAUAUCUUUCCUUUCUCUCUCUAAAAGUCAUGAUUUUUAAUAAAGGGUCAAUGCAUUCUAACCUUGAUUGCUUCCUUCGGUGUACAACACCCUUUGUUCAAUCUCAGUUUCUACCAAAGUCAGAGAUUACAAAUUUGAACCGUUUAUGGCAUCCAUGGGAAAGAGAAACAGUUGAAUAUUUCACCUUAGGUGAUCUUUGGAAUUGUUAUGAUGAAUGGAGUGCUUAUGGAGCUGGAGUUCCAAUCACCUUAACUAGUGGAGAAACACUUGUACAGUACUAUGUGCCUUAUCUUUCUGCAAUUCAGAUUUUCACUAGCAAUAGUUUCAGGGAAGAGGCAGAGUCAGGUGAUUGUGAAACAAGGGAUUCAUACAGUGAUUCUUAUAGUGAUGAGAGUGAGUGUGAUAAGUUAUGGAGAUGGGAUGGAACCUCAUCAGAAGAGGGAGGAUAUGAGCAAGAUUGUCUCUGGCACUUGAAUGAUAGAUUGGGUCACCUCUAUUGCCAAUACUUUGAAAGAUCAAAUCCAUAUGGAAGAGUUCCUCUAAUGGAUAAGAUAUCUGGAUUAGCUCAAAGAUACCCAGGGUUGAUGUCAUUAAGAAAUGUGGAUCUUUCGCCAGCAAGUUGGAUGGCCGUUGCUUGGUACCCAAUAUAUCACAUCCCAAUGGGAAGAACAAUCAAAGAUCUUUCAACAUGCUUCCUCACUUACCACACACUUUCAUCUUCAUUUCAAGGGAUGGACCUAGAUGAUGAUAUUGAGGGUGGGCAAGAGAAGAAAAAGGAAGGGGAAAACAUCUCAUUGCCAGCAUUUGGAUUAGCAACGUACAAGAUGCAAGGUGGAAAUGUGUGGGUGGCAGGGAAUCGUGGUCGGGACCAAGAGAGACUUGUGUCACUAUUGAGUGUGGCAGACUCAUGGUUGAAGCAACUAAGGGUUCAGCAUCAUGACUUUAAUUACUUCAUGGGCAUUAGGCAUGGCUAAAAAAAAAAAAUAUUUUUUUUAAAGGGAUAUGAGUAAUCCACUACUCUACAAAGCUAGAAUCCUUUUCUUGGAUCUUUAGUUUUUUUUAUGCACUUUCUUGGACCAUUAAUUUCUCCUUUUGUCUUUUAUUGAAAGUGUGUGAGGAGAAUAUAUUGAGGAUAUGUAUAGAAGUAGUAAUAGUAGUAGUUGAUACUUUAAUUAACCCUUGAGAGUAUUUUAGGACCAACUUUGAACCUUCAAAGCAAAAGGGUUAUUGAUGAAUUGACUCUUUUCAAUAGUCUAUAUAUUGAUUAAGAGGGAGGGAGGGAGGGGUCAUGAGAGGGACAGAGGUGAGAGACUAUAGAACUUAAUUUAUGAUUUGAUUGUGUAUGAUCACUUGCUAUUGACCAUAAUGGUUAAUGGAUUUGAUGAAUGAUGUGGAAUUCUUCUCAA
Cicer arietinum (chickpea) is the source of this 2156-nucleotide messenger RNA. RefSeq lists its product as uncharacterized. The record is from RefSeq and is a predicted model, not a curated record. Lineage: Eukaryota; Viridiplantae; Streptophyta; Magnoliopsida; Fabales; Fabaceae.